UGGGCGGAGCGAGUGUGCUCGCGAGGUUUGAUCAGCUGUUGUGUCUGUUCCGUGAGGCAGCACGUGGGGAGGAGCGGGCGACACUUAUCUUCACGCUGCAGACGAAACCCCCUGUUCAGACAGAAAAUAAUGUAAUAAAGGAACUUGAUGAACAAAAAAGACAUUAUCAGCUGAAAAUGACAGAUCCAGCUUCACUAGAUUAAGGGGACGUUUCAAGAAUCCCUCCACGAUGGCUUUGAGAUUUCGUUCAUUCUUUCCUUACACAUUGCCAGGAGUACUUGCUUUGAUUGGCUGGUGGUGGUAUAUUUCCCGUAAAAAAGGGCGAAUAAGCAAUUCUGAUAAGGAAGUUGGCUCAUGUGUUGCUACUGCUUUGGGUGCUGAGUCUGCUAAUGGGAAUUUAGAAGUUGCAAGUUAUUCCCAGUUGGCUUCCACAAAUUUUCCCACUGAGGGAUCCCACCAUCACAAGUCUCUGCAUGAGAACCAAAUUAAUACUCCAGAACAGAUAGCAGAGGACUGUUCUGGAAAAGCUCUGAUUGCCAAUGCAAGGCCAAGUGUCAGUGGCAGACUGCCUUGCUGCAACACCAACACUCUGGAAUUGGCAGCUGAUAAAAUCUUGGAUGUCAAUGAUUAUUGCACUUCCUCUCUAAUUCAAGAACAUACUGUUCCUAUGCAAGAGGCUUCUGUGAACCCUGAAGCAGUAAAAAGUGAAACCUGUUCAGUUUCAGAGGAGGCUUUUCAGCUGGUCAACUCUAAGCUUGAUGAGACCAGCAUUCAAGAUGCAAUCUCAGGUAAUGUGUGUGAAGGGAAUACUGAGAAAGUUGAAGUGAUAAUGGCAACAGCUGCAGCAUGUACCAUGUUAGAAGUAGUAGAAUCAAAGAUAGUCUCUCCCACAGCACACCUGACAGAAGCAAUAAGGCCAGAACCUGAAGGGGAAGUAGCAGAUGAUAAAGUUUCUGUGUCUUUUGCUGAGAAGGUACAGAUUGGGACCUAUGAUGUUGAAAGUAACCUCCCCACUGAAGAAAAAAGUGCUAGUUCAUCUGACAUUCAACUCCAAAAACUGGGUGUUUGGGAGCCCCAUGAUGUAAUUGAAGCAUCCUCACUACUGCCACUUCAGGAAGCUGUCAGGUCCAGUAUUCCUGUAGAAAAUGGCAUGCCUCAUUCUACUGAGAUUGGUGAAAAAACGGAAGAUCUUGAAAAGCUUGCUUCAGGCAUAAUUUCGCAAGUUAUUUCUGCUGCUAUGCAGGAUUUGGUUACAGUUAGACAUUGUGAUGAAGAGAAAUGUUGCAUCCCUGGGGAUCUUAUUCCCAGUACCAUUCUGGAGAGUAAUGAGAGCAGUGUAGUUCAUGACUGUUCAAAUGAAUCUCUCAUAGCAAGAGACCAAAUCACAGAGAGUUGUCAAAACAAGGAGGAGUUCACCGACAUACAGGAUAGCACACAAACAUCAACACCUCAAGUAAAAGGAGAGAAAAGCCACCAAGAUCAGUUUAAUAACAGUUUUGUGGAAGAAAGUACAUCUCAGACAUGCAAGUCUGUGAAUGGUACCUUGCUGCCAUCUAAGUGGGACACCUCUGAAGAAGUCACAAUAUUAAGUCCGCCAAAAUCUCAUCAUGGUGCUGUAAUGGGGAAAAAACUAUUGCAAGCACCAAGAAGUCUAACUGAGGUUUUUGCAGAUCAUACAGAGGAUUCAGGGUGCAGCACAUGUCAGUCAGAGGAUGGAAUGAGUAAUGAGGACCAGUUAAUAAGAACUGGGAUAGCCUGUGUAUUACAAGAGCAAUUAGCAGGACCUUCAGACAUGUCUCUAAUAGAAGGUUCUCUAGGACAAGAGAAGACAAUGGAUUUAGACAGGUCUGCAACUACUGUCAUGCAAGAAAUGGAUGAUGAGCAGUGCACAAAUGGAGGAUUAAAUGGCAGUGCAGCUAACCUGAAAAAUGGCAUCCACUGGUCCCCAGAAGCUGAGGCAGAUCAUUCCGGAGGAUCAGAUGUAAACAGCAUGGACUCAGUUGACAGCGGCUGUACACUUGGAGCAGGAGAGAACAAUCAGAGCAAAAACCCGUCUUCAUCUCUUCCUAAGUCAGAGCUCAGUAUCUGGGAGAUUGAAGUGCCAAAGCAUUUAGUUGGACGUUUGAUUGGCAAGCAGGGAAGAUAUGUGAGUUUCCUGAAGCAAAGUUCUGGUGCAAAGAUUUACAUUUCCACGUUGCCUUAUACCCAGGACUUCCAAAUUUGUCACAUUGAAGGCACACAGCAGCAAGUUGAUAAAGCAUUGGGUCUCAUUGGCAAGAAGUUUAAAGAACUGGACUUAACAAACCUGUAUGCUCCUCCCCCUCUGCCUCUUACAUUGCCAUCUCUACCGAUCACAUCCUGGCUUUUGCUUCCUGAUGGGGUCACUGUGGAAGUCAUUGUGGUAAAUAUCAUAACAGCUGGUCACAUGUUUGUACAGCAGCAUACGCAUCCUACUUAUCAUGCACUGCGCAGUCUGGACCAACAGAUGUUUCUGUGCUAUUCACAGCCUGGCAUUCCAACCCUUCCGUCCCCAGUGGAAGUUGGUGUUAUCUGCGCUGCACCUGCAGGUGAAGGUGCUUGGUGGAGAGCCCAAGUGAUUUCCUUCUACAAAGACACUAAUGAAGUGGAGAUCCGAUAUGUAGACUACGGGGGUUAUGAGAGAGUGAAGAUUAGUGUUCUUAGGCAAAUCAGGUCAGACUUUGUAACUCUGCCAUUCCAAGGAGCAGAAGUGCUACUGGAUAAUUUAAUCCCAAUCCCAGGUGAGGACAGAUUUCCACCAGAGGCUGAUGCAGCACUUGAAGAAUUGACUCGGGGAGUUCCUCUUCUUGCACAGGUCUCUAAUUAUGAUAGCAACACAGGUUUGCCACAGAUCCAGCUCUGGAACAUGGUUGGCGAUGAGUUGGUGUCUAUAAACAGGACCCUUGUGGAGAGAGGAUUUGCUUCUUGGGUGGACAGCUUCUAGCCAUUGGAGCAUAUUAUCUGUGCCUUGCUGUGAAAGGAUUUAAAACGAUUUAACUGUGCCUGGACAAUGGAUGCUAGAAGUGGCACUUCACAUUAUGUAAUUUAUGGUUUCCAUUGCGACACAAAGUAUUUAUGUGGUCUUUAAAAAAAGAAAAAAAAAUAUUUAUUUGUAAUUAUUUUUCCACCUUCAGUGAUUUUUUUUUUUCUUUCUUUCUCCAUAUGCUCGGAAUGGGACACAAACUGAACUUUUUUUUUAUUAUUUAAGAAAUUGACUGUUUACCUAUUGGUGAUCAGUCUGGAAUUAAACUUUUGACAGAUUCCCUAGGUUUCUGCGCAGAUAAGGCCCUUAACCUGUACAGCACCAACAAAAGAGUGCCUAGUGUUGGCAUUUCAGAUGCCUCUUUGCAGAUUUUUAUACAGAUUGUAUAAACUUGUACAAAGUUUACCUAAUUGCAUAUUCUUUUUACACACUUGUUGGGUAGGGUAUGGUUUCUUUUACGUGUACAAUUUUUUGGGCUGUUAAGCUUCAACUUGAAGUAUUUCUUUGUAAUCGUGGCUGGGUGCUGAAAGGAUAGAUUUAUCUGAAGCAACUCUGAAUAUAACUGAGAGGCAGUGUUUUGAAGUACUAUUGAACAGUUGAAGGCAUUUAAAGUGCAAUCUUAUUGAUUGAAUCCGCUUGGUAUCAAAUUCUGAAAAGUCAAUUCUUGAUUUUCCCAUGAGAAUGCGGUAAAAAUAUCCCUUAAUUAAGUUUCCCCUCACUCUACUUCAGUACUUACUGCUGAUGGUAGCAUCUCAUUUUGUGCUUUGGUAUGCUGGGAUAAAGUAAACUACCUAUCAUAUGGGUAAAGUUUGAUCUUAGAUGUUCAAUCCCUGGAGCAAAUGUUUAACUUUUCAUUUUAUGGUGGUAUACUGUCAUGCAUUUCUACUGCAAGUCUGAUUGCUCCAUUUAAAUGCACAAGCAUUGUGGUCCUUGAGUUUGAUUGCAAAAACACUUGCUUUGAAGCUUGGCUCUAAUCGUCGUCAUCUUGCCUUUACACGGACUCUCAUCUAUGUUAUUGCAGUUUUAAUAGCAUAUUAGCAAAUAAACAGCUCAAUCCCUGGACACCCAGGAACACCCUGUGAAAUGAUAUCCAACAUGUUGUGUGUUUUUUUUGAGAGUCUGCUAUGAUUAUGUACAUGUGCUGCUGUUCUUGGCUAAGUUGGGGGAAUGCAUCAUUUAACUAAAAGCUGCUCAGAUAUAUUAUGAAACACUAUGUUUGACGUCCUCCCUCCAAGUAACAAGUGUUAAUGGUUUCAUUUAUGUUGAUUGGUUCCUUUCAUUGGGACUGGGACAUUUCAUUAAUACUGUAUGUGCAAUAUGGGUCACCCAGAAAGUCUUUUUUGUUUUUUUUAAGGGAUGGUGAUAAGCAAUUAUGAACUGCAGAGACUUGCGUAGGAGUUGUUUUUGAUGUCAGGCGCCUCUUCCAAUAAUUAUGAGAUUGUGCAAGUUAUUUCUAGUAUCGUGGCAUUUUCCAAACAGCCCCAGACAUAAAAGGACCAGUUUAAAAUAUCUUUGGGUGAAGAUUUGCAACAUUGGAUUUAAACAUCAAUUUAAUCGGUCUUUGGACUCUCUGUGGACCAGAUCUCAAUGCUUUAGAAACAUUCAAAGCAAUGAGAUACACGAUGGGAGGUUUAAGUGAAAUUAGCAGAGAUGUGUCUGACAAAUCUUCUAGGAUCACCUGUAAACACACAAUUCAGGCCCUUAAACAUCACAAGUCUGUAUAUAGUCUCAGAACUGUUUUGUAUGGACCUGCUAUAUUUUUUCUACUGCCUUUAUUCUCCACACUAACUUGAACCUUCCCAGAUAUUAAGCUGAUUUUUUAAUGGUUCUGACAACAUUUACAGUUAAUGUAAAGGAAAUCACUGCCAUGUGCAGUUAGCUAAGAACAGCAAGCUGCUAACCAGUAAAUAUCCAUGUGUGUAAAUAAGACAGUUUUUCCCAUGUGUGUUUUUGUUUUUUCCGUGUCACUUUCAAAUAUGAAGGGAAUAGACCCUGUUACAUUUUUGUUUGAUUAAUCCCUGUCUUCCCCCUCUAUCCUCAAUCAGUACCCCAAAUCAGUAGGUAGAACUGGUGUGAAGUGUUUCAUAUAGAGUUAAAUAGACAGGUGAAUAUUUCAAAUUGUAUUUUAGCAAAUUCUUCUCAGUGCUUCACUGUGUACAGAUUACUUUUGCUUAUAUUCUAAUACAGUUUGAAUUAUGGUAACCUGAUUGCCUGUACAGAUAUAUUGAAAAGCAAUUAAAAGUUUAAACAAAAGAAA
Molecule: messenger RNA, 5258 nt
Organism: Erpetoichthys calabaricus (reedfish)
Lineage: Eukaryota; Metazoa; Chordata; Cladistia; Polypteriformes; Polypteridae
Gene: akap1b
Product: A kinase (PRKA) anchor protein 1b
Exons: 12
Coding region: 230-2962 (910 amino acids)
Molecular function (GO): RNA binding
Source: RefSeq, a predicted model, not a curated record